Trichoderma aggressivum f. europaeum is the source of this 1104-nucleotide messenger RNA. RefSeq lists its product as uncharacterized. Gene Ontology annotation, molecular function: methyltransferase activity. NCBI's taxonomy places the organism in Eukaryota, Fungi, Ascomycota, Sordariomycetes, Hypocreales, Hypocreaceae. Bases 1 to 1104 code for a protein of 367 amino acids. The transcript has 4 exons. The record is from RefSeq and is a predicted model, not a curated record.
AUGGUUGACGACGACGCAAGUAGCGGACCAAUCCCAACCCGUCCCGUUUGCCCUCCGUCACCUACUUCGACCAAUUCGGCUAUCACCGUGGGCACAUCCCAGGACGCGGUUCGCAUCAAAAAUCUGGAGCAAGGCGAAUAUAUUCCCGAUGGUGACACCUGGGACGAGACGCGUAGUCUCACGGAAAGCAUUCGUCAACACAUUAUCGACGGAGGCCUACGGUACCAUGCCUAUCACGCCGGGCAAUACAACUUCCCCAACGACGAGACAGAACAGUACCGCGACGACCUCAAGCACAACCUGACCAUUCAUCUCUGCGAGGGCACCUACUUUUACGCUCCUAUUCAUGAGCGGCUACAGAAACCAGGUGCUGAAGUUCUCGAUUUAGGUACCGGGACAGGGAAAUGGGUUAUCGAAUUGGCUGACAUGUAUCCAAACGCGACAUUUCAUGGCAUGGAUCUUUCACCCAUUCAGCCCGAUUGGGUACCAGAAAACGUGCUCUUUGUUGUCGAUGACAUCGAACAUGACGCUGGAUGGACGUAUCCUGAAAACUCCUUUGAUUAUAUUCAUAUUCGCCACGCCGUCCACGCCAUAAAAGACCGAACCGAGCUGUGGGAUCGGGUUUACAAGCACCUAAAACCCGGUGGUUAUGUCGAGGUUCAAGAGUUCCAGUAUGCUGCUCACUGUGACGACGAUUCGUGCAACGAGCCAUAUGCUUGGCGUGACUUUUUACGAUACAUGAACGAUGGUCUUGCCGUCCUCGGCUCAAACCUCCAUGGCAUCCUAAAUGUUCAGGACGAGCUUGCCGCUGCUGGUUUCCAAGAUCUUCAUCGAUUAGAUCUAAAGUGUCCCAACGGCCCAUGGGCAAAGUCAAGGCGUCUCCAAGAAUGCGGCCACAUCCUCCGAGAUGUCAUCCUGUGGGGCCUCGUCGGACUAGCCAGACGGCCGCUUCAUCACGGGCUUGGAUGGACACCCAUCCAGAUCGAGAUGUUCCUCGUCGAAGUCCGCAAGUCCGUCAUUGCAGAGCGUAAUGGCCUACCAAAGUUCCAUUCCUAUUUUCCCUUUCAUAACAUAUACGGCCAAAAGCCCCUGGAUGCUGCUUGA